Messenger RNA from Rotaria sp. Silwood1, 100 nucleotides. Lineage: Eukaryota; Metazoa; Rotifera; Eurotatoria; Philodinida; Philodinidae. The record is from the annotation of a GenBank genome assembly.
AACAUCUUGGUUACCAGAACAUAUUCCGAAUGAUAUUCAAUUAGUUGAAGCAAUUAAAACAAAACUUCAUGAACUUAAACAAAUCAUAAUUGGUAAAUGA